Trachymyrmex septentrionalis is the source of this 2443-nucleotide messenger RNA. RefSeq lists its product as uncharacterized. Gene Ontology annotation, molecular function: zinc ion binding. The record is from RefSeq and is a predicted model, not a curated record. The transcript is spliced from 10 exons. The coding region runs from base 559 to 2325 and encodes 588 amino acids. Lineage: Eukaryota; Metazoa; Arthropoda; Insecta; Hymenoptera; Formicidae.
CAAUGAGCUACAAUGAGGGGUACAGGGAAAGGUUCUCUUAUUGUCUGAUGUGACAGUCUCGAUAAGUUUUUGUCAUGACUUUUCGUCCUCGCGAAUGAUGCUUGGCGGAUUACGUUUCCGUUGACUGUUGAAAGUCAACGCGUAGUAAUUCGCGUGUGAUGGCAGCGUUGCGUUGCGUUGCGCAAAAGAGACAGCUGACUAGUGUGAUGGUCUGAGAACUCGCGUCCUCGCGUCCUUGCCGUCCUUGGUUCUUACGUACAUCUGUACUCACUUUGCACUUGCGAGACCUACGUAACGCACGUAGACACGCUGGAUCGAGCAAACGGUCAGUCGACAAGUUAAAAUAACGAUUCCUUUCCCACUCAGUGGUGUUAUUUUCCCUGAAAAGUGUGUAUUAUUGUUCGAUUUAAAGUACAUUGUCUCAUCCGGGACAAAUCUAGAUAUACGAUAUCUGGGAAUCGAUAUCGCUUUCGCUCGAAUUUGUCCCGCGGAGGACAGAUAUUUUGCUUAAUUAACUUUUCUAGAGGGCUGCACUGAAGCAGUCUGUAUCUACCGAUCAUGGAACAGAUGAUCGCGUUGAGUACACAAAAUCCAUUGUCAUUACUAGUUAAAUUUGGUAUGAUGGCCUGGAACAACAGCUGUGGAAAUGAUAACUGUUCUGGCCAUGGGGAAUGCCAUAAUGGGACCUGUCUAUGCGAGAUUCAGUUUGACGGACCGGAAUGCCACAUCCCAAAUCUGAGUUACUACAUCGCAUUUGCAUCGAUUUUUUUCUUACUGGCUUUCGUCUGUUUGAUACAGCUUGUCAUGUGCAUCAUUGCUGAGUGGCAAAGAAUGAAGGCACCAUCAUUUCUGAGAGCAUGUAGAGUCACCACUCAAAAAGUGUUGUACUUUGUAGUUUUUCUUGCAUCAACCAUACGAGGAGCAUACUUUACCUCACCUACUGCUUUUAAGGAAGGUUGGUCUAGGAGUUUGCUGUCAGCGUAUUAUCCAUUGCUCUUGAGUGGAUCAUCGUUGCUUGUUUGUUUCUGGGCUGAAGUGUUUCAUCUAAGAGAUAUUCGUUGGGACAAACCUCAAUUUUUGUCAAAAUCUUUUCUGGCCUUUGUUGUGUUCAACAUAUUAACAUAUUCCCUUUUAUUUGCGGAAUUCAUCACAGCUCGGACUUAUUCACAAGUAGACCGAAGCUUUUAUACACAUGUAUUCAACGGCUGUUACGCAGUGCUUCUGUUCAUUGUAGUGGUCUUCUUCUUGAUAUAUGGAGUGGAAGUGUUUUUCAAAGUUCGUGGUGGAUUCUUGAAUGAAUGUCAAGUUGCUUCUAUCGCAACAAAUAAACGUGUAGCUGAUACAACAAAGAUCCACACUGAGGAUCAAGUAACAGCAAAGCUAUUUGAUCCAGGUCCAUCUACAUCCACAGCAGAGCCUGUGCAUACGCAACAAGUGAAUACAUCUCAAUUACAUCAGUCAAGAUUUGGAUUACUCUCUCAAGCAUUUAUGUUGUUUAUAGUAGUUGGUUUUCUGUUCAGUGAAACUCUCAGUGAAUUUUGGAAAACAAAGGUACCAUUGUACAGCAGGAAUUGGCAUGAUAUUGUAUUUCGUGUUAUUGAAGUUGGUGUAGCACUAUGGUUUCCUUGUGUUUUAUGGAAUUGUAUGAGUCCAGAGCAAUUGUGGAUUUUAAAUCCAAAGCGCAUAUUGAAGAAAUUAGAUUUGGACCAAGGAAAACGUAUAAAAGAAAUCGAAUUACAAGAAAAAGGCACAUCUCAAGACACGUUUCUUUCUGCAGAUGCAGCAUCAAUUAAUAGCAAAGAUUGUUGGAUUUGUUACGAUAAUGAAAGACAGGAUGCUGGUCCAUUGAUACAACCGUGCCAAUGUAGAGGUGAUGUAAGCGCUGUACAUCAUGAUUGUUUACGUCGUUGGCUCGUUGAGAGCUCUUUAAAUGCGGACAGUCUCGUUUGUAAAGUUUGCAAUACGAAAUAUAACGUUGAACAUGCCAGUCGGUUGGAUUGGCAAAACAGUUUGACUCCACGCCAUUGUCUGCAAACUAUUGCCAUUGUUACUACGAUGUGUGCAUCUUCUGCCGCUGCCUGGAUAGUUAUCCAACUUGUAGAAGGGCCCAUCAUCAGAAUGCUUGCAGCCGGAAGUGCACUAUUAAUUAUAUACGUCUGCAUAAGAUUUUUGAGCGUGAAUACCGUCGUAGCGUAUCAACGAGCCAAAAUCUCAUCGUUAAAUAUUGUUAACAGUGGUAGUGAGAGUAAUGUAACUGCACAAGUAACUACAAUUAGUCAUACAAUUUCAGUGGACGUAACGAAAUCGGAUAUGGCUACGAUAUAAUCUGUACUUGCCAUCAUUGUAUAAUGUCAUUGUAUAAUGCUGAGUUCACACUGCUACGUACGCUACAUACGGUAUGUAUAUUACGUAUGCUAUGUUCGCUACACUGAGUGGCCAUACC